Aspergillus steynii IBT 23096 is the source of this 2697-nucleotide messenger RNA. It is a transcript of the gene mvp1, whose product is annotated as sorting nexin Mvp1. Gene Ontology annotation, cellular component: endosome. The record is from RefSeq and is a predicted model, not a curated record. Gene Ontology annotation, biological process: protein targeting to vacuole; retrograde transport, endosome to Golgi. Lineage: Eukaryota; Fungi; Ascomycota; Eurotiomycetes; Eurotiales; Aspergillaceae. The coding region runs from base 242 to 2440 and encodes 732 amino acids. The transcript has 5 exons. Gene Ontology annotation, molecular function: phosphatidylinositol-3-phosphate binding.
GGGGAGAGCCGGUCCUUUUCCCUCUGGUGCUUCAUCGCGUCUCUCUCAGUUGCCAAUCCAUAUCCAGGCAUCUGUGCCCCGUCUUUGUUUGGGAGCCGUUAGACUUGUUUUUUGUCACUGCUGUUGCUUGCGUUAUCCGCUCUAUCCCCCCAUCAUUGUCGCCGAACUCCGCUCCUCGAAUAACAGAAGCCUGUUGCAGUUCUUCGCUGCGUCGCUCGUCUGAAUAUAACUAUCUCUCCUCAUGUCAUUAUUCGGCACAUCCCCAGAGGACUCGCCCGGGGGUCAAUCCGCCCUGCGAUCCAAGUCCUCUCUUUUCGCCGACGAACCCUUCGGUGGUGGUAAUUCCGCCCUGGGCUCGUCCUCCCUAUUCGCAGACGACGACGGUUCGAGCUCGCCAUGGAACAACAACGCAAGCAAGCGGACCGCCCGACAUGAGAUCGUGAAAACGUUACUGCCCGAGUCAGAUGUUCCCGAAAACUACAUUGAUACCUACGACUUGGUGCUAUCGGGUGGAGAUCGCGUCGGCGCCCGGGUGGGCUUAACCUCCGUUCGGGAAAUUCUGUCGGGCAGCGGACUAAGCGCCACCGAUCAAGCGAAGAUUCUCAAUCUCGUUGUUACGGGCGACGGUGAUGACGCGAAUGGCCUGGGUCGUAGCGAAUUCAAUGUGCUGUUGGCACUUGUGGGUCUUGCGCAGGAAGGCGAGGAUUUGACGUUUGACGCGGUGGAUGAUCGACGCAAAAAGCUUCCGACUCCUCGGAGCUCAUAUUUUGAUGCACUGCACGCGAAACAGGAAUCGGCCACCUCCGAUCAGCCCGCCGAACGACCCGCCACGCCCCCUUCCCGCUCCACGCAAGUCCGGGAGCCGAACUCCGCACAUUCCCGCAGAUCAGGUCGAGAAACAUUGGGUGGCCUCGAGUCCGACCCUUGGGGUAGUCCGGAGCUUCACCGCGACCAUGCCCAUGCGCAAACGGAAUCCAGCCACCCGGUGUUGAAUGGAUACGGGAGCGUGCGGUCGACGACGAAUGCUUGGGCCAGUCGCCCCGGGGAGGAGGGCGGCCGAAAUGAGGUGACAUCAAGUCACCGCGCAAAUGGUCAAACGGAUACGGAAUCUGCUGCCAGCAGCGCAGGGUUCGGCUGGGGCGGAAGCUUCGGCAAUCCGUCCGAUGCGGGUGGGCUUGGAGGCGGGCCUGUCCAAGCUGGACUUGGUGGCUUUGCACCUUCGGGCAAUGACCAAGGCGAGUCAAAUGCUCGUCGCCGGUCUCUGGGAAUUGGCCGUGUGGCCAGUCCACACCUGGAAGAGCUGAUCACGGUCACUCUGCUACCGGAGAAGGAGGGCAUGUUUAUGUUCCAGCAUCGCAACUACGAGGUGAAAUCCGCCCGUAGAGGAAGCACCGUCAUCCGACGCUACAGCGAUUUUGUCUGGCUCUUGGAUUGCCUUCACAAACGAUACCCAUUCCGACAAUUGCCCCUUCUCCCCCCGAAGAGAAUCUCAGUCAAUGGCACUCACCUUGCAGCGGACUCUACAUCAUUUCUCGAAAAGCGACGUCGCGGACUCGUUCGGUUCAGCAACGCCCUUGUUCGGCAUCCGGUUCUCAGCCAGGAACAGCUGGUCAUCAUGUUUUUAACCGUGCCCACGGAGCUUUCUGUGUGGCGGAAGCAAGCCAACCUCUCGGUUCAGGAUGAAUUCACCGGCAAAGCUCUUCCUCCCGACCUAGAGGACUCGCUCCCGGCUACUCUCACGGACACAUUUGAGACGGUGCGAGGCGGCGUCAAACGGUCGGCCGAGGUGUACAUCAAUCUUUGCACGCUGCUUGACCGCCUGGCCAAGCGCAACGAAGGGCUGGCUGCGGACCAUCUACGGUUUUCGCUUGGACUGCAAUCGCUCACGGAAGUGACUCGGGACACCUAUGCUAUCGACACCAACGACGUCCCUCUGCUGAACGAGGGCAUCAAAGCCACCGCCAGCCAUCUGUCGGCGAGCCAAAGCCUGCUCGAGGACGAGGCACGGGCGUGGGAGACGGGGAUUCUGGAGGACCUCAAGCGCCAGCGGGACUGCCUGGUCAGCGUGCGGGAGAUGUUCGACCGACGAGACCGAUAUGCGCGCAGUAAUAUCCCCCAGCUGGAGCGACGCAUCGAGACCAACGAACGGAAGCUGCAGGACCUGCGGACUCGGCCCCAGGGCACCGUCAAGCCGGGCGAGAUCGAGAAGGUGGAGGAAUCGAUUUUCAAGGACAAGGAAUCGAUUGUGCAGCAACAUGCACGCGGGGUGUUCAUCCGGGAAUGCAUCCGUGACGAGCUGGUGUAUUUCCAACAGAGCCAAUAUCACAUCAGCCGCCUGCACCAGGACUGGAGCCAGGAGCGGGUCAAAUACGCGGAACUGCAGGCUGACAACUGGCGGUCCUUGAGUGACCAAGUGGAAGGGAUGCCGCUGGGGGACUGAUCGAGUGACGAGUUGAUUGGUCGAGGAGUUCUGAUUUGCCAUCUGACGGGUCAUUUUUUGCUUUCCAAGUCGAGGUUUUUUCUGCGUUUGACGGCGCCUGUCGAUGCUCAGCCGUGUGACACUUUAGCCGGAUACAUUGUUGAUUUUGCUCGUUCCCCAUUUCGAUUACGUGCGACAUAUUUUGGAGACUGAUCUAAAUUUGACUGUUCUCGGGCAGCGGUCGCUGCAGGCGACAUAUCUGACCGGCGUCUUGGUGC